AUGGCCGGUUCGGGCCAACCGCCUUGUUGUGACCCAUUACAAUUCUUCAAAAACAAAAGGCCAGAGUCACCAUCGGACUUGCCUGCCGAUGACCCCGUACCCGUCGGCCGAGAACCACAGGCCAUCGUCCCGAUGGUCAAUCUCGCCCACACUACGCCGAAACUUCGACCAGCAUCCAAGUCGACCACCUCGCAGAGCCCAGCAUGGCAAACCUUUGUAACGGCGCUUAAAACGCUAGAGGCUGGUGUUGGCAUUUUCCCUCCUCUCAAGGAGGCAGUAUCUGGGUUACUUGCAUGCACGGUGCACUUAAAUAUUUCAGAGCGGAAUCGAGAAAACUACGAUCGACUGGCCGCUGAUUUAGCGAGUCUGGUGCAGACCCUACAAACUCAUCUCCCAGGAUCUGAACCCGCGAGAAUGCCAUACUCUAUCCAGAACAUUUCUCGUGCUAUCUCAGAACAAACGGAUUUCAUCAAGAAACAGCAAGACCGAUCUGGAUUGGAUAAAUUUGUUCGGGCCUCGGAUGAUGAAAUAAGCGUUGUAGGAUGCUACCGAAGGAUAGAGCGUAUAUUUAGGCAGCUACAGAUUGAUAUAUCUCUUAGUGUCUGGGAUCUAACUCAUCAUCAACUGGUGGAAAUGCGUCUCAAGGAGCUUGAUACGGUCCACGAUGCCAGGCACAAUGCAGGCUUAUCGAACGAAAUGUAUAGACGCGGCUGCACCCCGAACACGCGUGUCAAGAUCUUAGAAGACGCCAUGAAAUGGACGAAAGGUCCGGACGCAAAGAAGAUAUACUGGAUGAACGGCAUGGCCGGAACCGGCAAGACGACCAUCGCAUAUACUCUCUGCGAACAGCUCGAGAAGUCGGGACAACUUGGCGCGUCCUUCUUCUGCUCCCGCGCCUCCCCCAACUGUCGAAACGUGGUCCGAAUCGUACCAACGAUCGCAUACCAGCUGGCCCGAUUCUCGAAUCCGUACCAGAACGAGCUUUGCAAGGUCCUGAGUAAUAACCCCGACGUCGCAAGGCGAGAAAUUUCGGUUCAAUUCGAAAAGCUUAUAGUAGGACCGUUGUUGAAGGUCAAACAUGCGAUACCCACGGAUGUGAUUGUUGUGACCGAUGCACUGGACGAAUGUUCCAACGUACAGGGCACUCAACUCGUACUUGAGCUUUUGUUUAGGCACGCAGCUAGCAUUCCCGUCAAGUUCUUCGUCACCAGCCGGCCUGAGCCUGGGAUAUCUGGGAAGGUACUUGGCCCGCAGAACAUGUACCAUUUUGUUUUGUAUUUGCACGACGUCGAAGAAUCGCUUGUGCAGGAGGAUAUCCGGGUAUACCUGGAAGACGAGCUCAGAUCGAUUAGCGCCAAGCCGGAAGACAUUAGGCAGUUAGCAACUCGAGCAGGGUGUCUGUUUAUUUUUGCAGCGACAGUUGUUCGAUAUAUUGAGCCACGCGACGUUUCAGCGGACCACGAGAAGCGCCUUGCAGCGAUGCUCGAUUCGCAGUUCAAAGCAGAGGGAGAAACAUACCGGGAGCUUGAUAAGGUCUACUCGAUGAUAUUGCUCCAGGCUCUACGGGAUGUCAAAACAGAAGACGAAAGGAUGAGGAAAACUAUAUUGCAGACAGUAAUCGGAGCCGAAGAACAAUUGAGUCUCCAUUCUCUCGCCGAACUCAUGGGCCUCGAAAGUGAACAAUCCGUGCGACGAGUACUUCUACCGCUCAGUUCAGUUCUGAGAAUCUCAGCCGAUUCCGGAAUUGUUUCUACGCUUCACGCGUCGUUUCCGGACUUUAUGCUGGCCUUUGAGCGGUCUGGUCAAUUCUAUUGUGAUAUAAAGGAACAAAACGCGCGCAUGGUGUCUCGAUGCUUCACCGUUAUGCGGAGCUCGCUAAGGUUCAACAUCUGCAAGCUGGAGACAUCUUCGCGAUUCGACAAGGAUGUGCCUGACCUUCAAGUAAGGGCGGACCGUGCAAUUUCCACUGCGGUUUUCUAUGCAUGUCGAUAUUGGAGCAGUCAUUUACAGGGUUCGAUUUUCUCAAAGGAAAUAGUACACAUGUUACGGGAGUUUCUCUAUCAUAGGCUGCUGUUCUGGAUGGAGGUGAUGAACCUGAAGAAUUGCAUUGGACAUUGCUCCGACGCGUUGCUCAAGGCUUUCAAAUACAUGUCGGCUGGUGAUAUUUUCACUGAGCUUCGAGCUAUGAUACAGGAUUCUCGCAACUUCGCCACCACAUAUGCAGCCAGCCCCAUAUCAAACAGCACCCCUCACAUCUACAUAUCCGCCCUGCCGUUGGCUUCGACUGAAAACCGAGUGCGACAGGUGUACUGGCCACGCACCAAGGGUCUGGUGAGAUUGGAAGGCUCUGUGUUCGAAGGCAGAAGGUCUGCAGCCCUUGCAACCUGGGCCACAGGGUCGAGUGUGAACAAGCUAGCCCUGUCACAGGAUGGCAAGCGUAUGGUAUCUGGGGGCGACGAUGGAACGAUCAGUGUGUGGGAUGUGAGUACAGGCAGACGCAUUCUUGGACCAGUGAAAAAGCACGAGGGCAAUGUUUGGGAAGUCAAGUUUUCUCCAGACGACACAACGAUCGCCUCCGGCUCCGCUGACUACACGAUAUAUAUAUCGAACGCAUAUACUGGCAACACACUCGUUGGUCCUCUCGAAGGGCAUACCAAAACAAUUUGUUUCCUCUCAUUCUCGCCAGAUGGUUUAUUUCUUGCAUCAGCUUCUGAAGACCAUACCAUCCGUAUCUGGAACACCAUUACGGGCGCUCAGGUCGGCUCAGAGCUCACAGGCCAUCUAGAAGCUGUUAUGUGCGUGCUGUUUUCCUCGAACGGUGAUCGUCUGUUCUCGUGCUCUGACGACCGCACCAUACGCAUCUGGGACUGGCGUGCCGGCACUGUCGUCGGCAAGCCACUCGAGGGACAUACCGACUGGGUCGACUGCAUUGCCCUUUCACCGGACGAUAUGUACGUCGCGUCAAGCUCUCGCGACUGCACAGUUCGCAUAUGGAACGCGGAGCGCAUGGAGACAGUUGUUGGGCCACUGAUAGGACAUACUGACCGAGUUGCAUGUGUCGCAUACUCAUCCGACGGCAAACGCAUCGUGUCCGGUGCAUUCGAUCGUACGAUACGAGUAUGGAGCGCCGAGACUGGCGACCUGAUCGCCGGUCCAUUCACUGGACAUGGCGGCAAUGUGUACUCGGUGAUGUUCUCGAUCGACGACACACAGAUCCUAUCUGGCUCAGGAGACCAGACCAUAUGCGUGUGGGAUGCCAGCCAUGGCGCCACAGAGGCCAACAAGACUUCCGAAGGUCACGCUGGGUAUAUCCUGUCGGUUGCAGUGUCUCCUGAUGGUAGCCGAGUCGUGUCGGGAUCUAGCGAUGGCACUAUAUGUGUGUGGGAACUGCAGACUGGCAAGCUUGUUCUUGGACCGCUUAAGGACCACGAUCACUGGGUCCAGUCAGUGAUAUACACUCCUGACGGCACCUGUAUCGUAUCAUGCUCCGAAGACCGCACAAUUCGCACCUGGGAUGCACAGACUGGGUUGACAGCCAACGAGCCCCUCACCGGCCACACUGACAUGAUUCUCGCAGUUGCAGUCUCACCCGACAGUCGGCUGAUUGCAUCUGGAUCAGCAGACUACUCCGUCAGGCUAUGGAACUUGCAGAGCAGGAGGCCAGUCGGAAAGCCACUUGAUCAGCAUAAAUCCUGGGUUCAAUCGGUGGACUUCUCACCCGACGGCUUGCACGUUAUUUCUGGGUCCAGUGACAGGAAUGUAUGCGCGUGGAACGUUGCGGAUGGUACCAUCGUAUGGGCGAGCAAACAGCAUGCUGGAAUGGUUGCUGGUGUCAGGUUCUUACCAGACGGUCAGAAGGUAGUGUCUUGCUUGGAUGACGGAACGCUCCUGCUGUUGGAUGCGAACACUGGUGUUGUAGCCUCCGACCCAUGGAAAGGGCACAGUAAUAAUGUAUCGGAUGUUGCCAUCUCUCCCGAUGGCACAAUGGCUGCAUCUGGGUCAUUCGAUCGUACAAUAGGACUGUGGGAUGUACAGACGGGAAUACUACUGGCGCCUCUACUCCAAGGACAUACCCACGCAGUCAAUUCAGUGGCGUUCUCGCGCAACGGCAAGCAUAUCAUCUCGGGCUCUCACGAUGGCACAGUACGUGUGUGGAACAUCGAGACUGCCAUCAAGAUGAAGAACGAAGCGGCAAGCAACUGGGUGGUGAAGGAAGAUGGAUGGGUGAUAGAAGCAGAGUUGGGGGUUGUACUCUGGCUGCCACCGGACUUGGCGUCCCGUCUUACUGUCCCCCCGUGCUCAAGAAUCAUUGAUAUCCGCGGACCCUUACUAGCCGACCUUGGUAAUGCGAUAUAUGGCAAUGGCUGGGAGAGCUGCUAUAAUGCAUCGAUUGAGUAG
Molecule: messenger RNA, 4398 nt
Organism: Rhizoctonia solani
Lineage: Eukaryota; Fungi; Basidiomycota; Agaricomycetes; Cantharellales; Ceratobasidiaceae
Product: Vegetative incompatibility protein HET-E-1
Exons: 6
Coding region: 1-4398 (1465 amino acids)
Biological process (GO): cell surface receptor signaling pathway
Molecular function (GO): protein binding
Source: RefSeq, a predicted model, not a curated record